CAAAUUUGUUUUGUUUAUAUGUCACGUCAGUAGAAGUUUCACUAAAUAUUAGUUAUUAAAAAUGUGCGAUAUUAACGAUAAUCCUAUAAAACUAAGUGUUAAGUGGAAUGGCAAGGAGUACGAAAUACCAGAAUUUUCACCGUCUGAUUCCGUAGCAAUGUUGAAAGUUGCCAUCGAAAAUGCCACGGGCGUCCGGCCAGAGAGACAAAAACUGCUAAAUGUAAAAUUUCAGGGUAAAGUGGCAACAGACAACUGCACGUUAUCAGACCUGCAGUUGAAGCCUAACCUGAAGAUCAUGAUGAUGGGGUCUCUAGAGGAAGCCAUAGCUGGAGCCCAGACCAGGCCCGAUGUUGGAGACGAGGUUGUGAAUGAUCUGGAUGUUGAGGAGGAAGAGGUGGAUGUAGAGAACCAGGAGGUUUAUUUGUCGAAGAUAAACAAGAGAGUGAGGGAUUAUAAGAUUAAUGUGCUCAACGAGCCUCGGGAAGGGAAGAAAUUACUUGUCCUAGAUAUAGACUACACGCUGUUCGAUCAUCGAUCUGUCGCUGAAACAGGUUACGAGUUAAUGCGUCCCUAUCUCCACGAGUUCCUGACUUCAGCAUACGAGGACUACGAUAUAGUGAUCUGGUCUGCCACGGGGAUGAAGUGGAUAGAGGAGAAGAUGCGACUCCUUGGAGUCUCCACGCACCAAGACUACAAGAUCAUGUUCUACCUCGACUAUUUGGCAAUGAUCACUGUUCAUACUGCCAAAUAUGGUACUAUAGAUGUAAAACCUCUAGGCGUAAUAUGGGGCAAAUAUCCCCAAUAUAGUUCUAAAAACACGAUAAUGUUCGACGAUAUUAGAAGAAACUUCAUAAUGAAUCCGAAAAGUGGACUCAAAAUCCGGCCAUUCAGGCAGGCACAUCUUAAUAGGGACAGGGAUCGAGAGCUCUUACACCUUUCAACUUACCUUAAGGAUAUAGCUCAGUACUGUGAAGAUUUUGACCAAUUAAAUCAUAAAAAGUGGGAGAAAUAUAAGCCUGACAAGAACAGGUCACAACAGGCUGGCAGUAAGAGGAAAGCUGAGGACAGUGCCCCAACAACUCCCAAAGAAUGACGGUAAUUGUACCACAGGCCGACGACCUCGGUCUGCGAGUCGCCUUAAUCGCUUAUAUAAGACUGCAAACACGUUAGAACUGCAAACAGUUUUAAAAAAACCUCGAUUAUUAAGUCAAGAAAACAUUGAAAAUGUUUAAAAUGUAUUUAGGGCUGAUUUUUCAAUGAUUAAAUAAAAGUUAUCUAGGGAACAAUUAUGAUGCUGUCGCGUCAGAAUGUUUGUAUAAGACAGUGCAACAACAAUUUUAUUCCUCAGAUAAUAUUUAUUUGACUAUUGAAAAAUAAGCCCUAACACUUUUUUUAUUUAAAAUUAAGGCGAUUUGCGUUAGUUUUUAGUCGUUUUAGUUAAUUGAUUUGAUCAUUUUGUAUUGUAAAGGAUUUCUCACAAACUUCAGUGUUGCUAUUUAAGAAAAUUUUGUUGCUAUUUAAAAAAUAUUGAUAUUAUUUCUAAUAGAACAAAUUUAAGUGGUGUAGCUGAGAAUUUAAGUGCGGUUAGUUCU
Messenger RNA from Spodoptera exigua (beet armyworm), 1592 nucleotides. Lineage: Eukaryota; Metazoa; Arthropoda; Insecta; Lepidoptera; Noctuidae. The record is from the annotation of a GenBank genome assembly.